AUGUGGGGAAAGAGGAGCUUAGCGCUAUCGGUGGCGGAAGUCGUGAGGCUGCUCGCGGCCGCCGUCUUCCUGGGGUACAUCGUGUUGUGGAUGAUAGCGCCGACCAACCGGUACAGGGAAAAAUGGCAGCCCAAGCUCCGCGCAGACACCAACUCGACCUACUUUGGAGCUCAAGGUUGUCGAAGUUCUCUAGCAGAAGAUCUAACGACAGUGGGCCCUUCUUCUUUCUUCUGACCUCCAGGCCUCUGGUUGUGUUAUCUCAGGGACGAACCUCCUUAUUUACACCUCCUCCGUCCUCUUCAUCUCCAUACUCGGAUGCGUCUACAUCCAUCUGAAGAAGGGCAGGCGGGAAGACGAAAGGCAUGCUUGAAAUCUGACGCCUCUGGAAAAAAUAAACAAAUCAAAUGGUAUUAGGAAAACGAUCUGUCUCUAGUUUGCUGAUUUUUUUAUUUUUUUUGGGGAUUGAACAGUAGAGAGGUGAAGCCCGGGGCCAGCUUUUGGAGGAGACCGGCUCUGGUAAGGGGCCCCCUGGGGAUCGUCUCGUGGACGGAGCUGGCCUUCCUGGCCAUGUUCGUUGCGCUCCUCACCUGGUACUUCUCCGUAGCCCUAUCCAGCAGCUUCUCGCGCAUCACCCCACAGUCGGCGGCAGAGCAGAAAGAGAAAGUGUAAGAAGAAGCCUUCCCUUUCACUAUUCUCCACUGUCCCCAGGUCGCAGAGGACUCAACCAUGGGGUGGAAAUUCACUCGCACUGCGUUGUUUCAGGUGGGAGGCGAAGUUGGAUUCUGCGGCUCUCCGGCUGGGCCUUCUCGGAAACCUCUGCUUGGCCUUCCUCUUCAUCCCCGUCACCAGGGCGUCAUCAAUCCUGCCACUGGUCGGCCUCACAUCCGAGGGAAGCAUCAAGUACCACAUAUGGCUCGGGCACACCGUCAUGGUCCUCGUUACCCUUCACGGCCUGCUGUACGUUAUAUACUGGGCGUCCACCGACUCCCUCUCUUCGGUAAGCGCCUUCUCCUCACUGCAACUGCCAUCUUCCUCCCCGUCUUACGAGAAGAGAAUAAGAACAGAAAUUUAUGGCUAUUCAUCGUCGAUUCCACGAGCAGAUGCUGGAAUGGGCCAACACGGGCGAGUCGUACCUCGCCGGAGAGUUGGCGCUGCUCUUUGGAUUGGUCCUCUGGGCGACCACUCUGCAACGGGUGCGGCGCAAGAUGUUCGAGCUCUUCUUCUACUCGCACCAACUCUACGUGCUAUUCCUCCUCUUCUUCCUCCUCCACGUCGGCAUCGGCUUCCUUACCAUAAUGUUACCGGGGAUCUACCUCUUCAUGAUCGACCGGUUCCUUCGGUUCCUUCAGUCCCGCGGCCGAGUCCGCCUGGUCUCUGCCCGCCUUCUCCCGGGAGACACCAUCGAGCUGAACUUCGCCAAGAGCGCCGGUGAGUCAGUCUUCAUGGCCCAGCUGACCCUUUCGACAUAUCUCUCGUUCCUUCUCUAAUUUUCUUCUUCUUCGUCUCUCCUGCUAGGUCUGGAGUACAACCCCCUGAGCAACGUCUUCGUCAACGUCCCCGCCGUCUCCAGGCUACAGUGGCACCCUUUCACGGUGUCAUCAAACAGCAACCUCGAACCCGACACGUUGAGCGUAAUCAUCAAAAAAGAGGGCUCCUGGACGCAGAAGCUUCACCAGGUCCUCGCCUCGAGCCCCCCUGAUCGGCUGGAGGUCGCCCUGGAGGGACCCUACGGCCCCGUCUCCAAUAGCUUCUCAGGGUUCGUUCUUUCGUUCGUUCGUUCCUUCAUGGGGUGGCUGGAGGAGGAUGGAGGAGGAUCUACACCUCUUCGCUUUGUGGAGACACUGUUCAUGCUUCUCGCCUGAGGUCUUUUGUGUCGUGUUUAUUAUCAGGUACGAUUCUCUGGUGUUGAUCAGCGGCGGGAGCGGCAUUACGCCUUUCAUCGCUAUCAUCCGCGAGUUCAUCUUCCGCAGCGCCACCGGAGAUAGCGCCACGCCGAAGAUCCACCUCAUCUGCGCGUUCAAGAACUCGGACGAUCUCACGAUGCUCGACCUUCUUCUCCCCAUAUCGGGCAGCGUCUCCGACAUCUCCCGCCUGCAGCUGCGGGUGGACGCCUUCGUCACCAGGGAGAAGGGCCCCGCCGGCAAAGCGGACGCCAUUCGCACGCUCUGGUUCAAGCCCAGGCCCACGGACCAGCUGGUGUCGGCCGUUCUGGGCCCUCACAAUUGGCUCCUGUUGGCCGCCGUCAUCGCGUCCUCUUUCGUGGCGUUCCUCGUGCUGCUCGGGAUCAUGAACCGCUACUACAUCUAUCCCAAGGACCAUAACAGCAAUAAGGUGUACUCUUACACCGCCAAGGCCCUCCUCAACUUGCUCAUCAUCUGCGCUGCUAUCGCCGCUACGGCGACGACGGCGUUCCUCUGGAGCAAGCAGCGGCACGCCGCCGAAGGAAGGCAGGUCCAGAUCGCGAACGCCCCUUCGCCAGGGGCUACUCCAGGCGUUGGGUUCCACAAAGCCGAUCAGGAACUGGAGAGUCUCCCCCAGGAAUCCCUUGUGCGGUCCACCAACGUGCACUUCGGCGCGAGGCCCGAUCUCAAGAGUAAGCUCCCACUGUUCAUCCCUGGUUGACUCUAUCUGUUACCUCACCGUCCCUUUCUAGGGGGGCUGUUCUUAUGUCGUGUCAACUCCGUGUUUCAGAGUUUCUACUGGGGCUGGAGGAGGAGGACGUCGGUGUACUGGCCAGCGGACCCAGAGGGAUGCGGCGCGACGUUGCAAUGAUCUGCUCGUCCGGGCAUGCAAACAACCUGCACUACGAGUCGAUGAGCUUCAGCUGGUGA
Messenger RNA from Spirodela intermedia, 2831 nucleotides. Lineage: Eukaryota; Viridiplantae; Streptophyta; Magnoliopsida; Alismatales; Araceae. The record is from the annotation of a GenBank genome assembly.